CGCGCGCGCGGGCACAUAUUAGUGGGCAUCCUGCUUGUAUCACCACCACAGUAGUUCGUGCCCAGUAAUAGUCAGUUGGGUUGUAUUUGACGAAGGCUGCCUUUAAGUUCAUUCAUCUGCUCCACUGCAGGAAAACGCUGCACCACCGCGGAAAAAAGAAAACAUUCAUUUUUUUAGUCUGCACUCGGAAGGGGACGACUAGCAGGUUCCCGACAUACAGUAUAUCCUUGCUGUGGAUGAACAUUAAACCUGGCAAUCAAGAGAUGUUGCCUUAAUAAAUGUUAAAGGACACAGCUUUUUAUUAAGCAAGUCACCACAAACACACGAUGACAGCAGCACCGCUACUGUCAGUGUCAGCCGCGGAGAAGAUGAAGCUGAGCGUGACGCUUUUCAUCACAUAGAUAUGUCAACCACAACAGAAAAUGGGACUGGGGGCGCUUGGAGUACCAACAGAGAGAAAACAUAUAAGAAGCAUGGAAUGUCAUCAUCCCUGCUCAGCUCUCAUGCCAGCGAUCAGAGUCAAGUGCUGGUCACACUUCACUUUAGACGUCACUGCUGAUGUCAGCCAUUUUUGUUGCCACUGUUUGCACGGCUCCUCACAGUGGCUGCCACUGUUCGCAUUGCACAUAAAAGGCGGUCAAAGGUCAUCCUGUGCCACGCUAACCACGCUAAACAACACUUGCUUAUUUGUGCCCCGCCCGUUAAGGACAACUUGCUGUUUUGUGCAUUAGUUGUAAAUGUGUCCUUGUAAAUACAGUAUUUGUAUAUGGUCAUUUCUUUAAAAAAAAUAUACAUUCUUGUGUAGUGAAAGACAUCAACAAGCUUUAAUAUGAAGACUAAUCCAAUAUGAAAAGAGCAGCUCAGUAGAAAUGACAUGACUCUAAUGAAUUAUUGUAUAAAUGCAAAAUGCAAGUAUUCAUCCUACUAUACACUAACAAACACAUUCUCCUAUCACCAGUUCAUAGCAGCGCCAAUGCUCAAUGACUCUUUUUGGGAAGGGUUGUGAGCCAGAUAACACAUUGACUCUGAAAUGUUCAACUCAAUUUGCUCGGGAAGGUCAAACACAGUUGCCCCCACAAAACAUAAUGGAAAUAGAAACACUCUGUUCCAGAGUCAAACUGUCACCAUUAACCUGUGCAGGGAUUUUAAGUAAUAGUCGAACAUUUUUCACAGUCAUAAAAGUGUAAAAAUAAGUUAUACUCUUAAUGAAGGGUGUUCUUAUACAACCGGUUAUUUGCCACCACGGGAAAAUUGUACAUGACAAGGUUUGCACUCAGCUGCAACGGACUUUAACAAAAAAUACUGCCACAUGGCCAACAUUACUCCUACUUUUUGCUAAGCACGGUUGCACACGCUGCUGUUGUGACGCGCUGGGGCGGAGUCUUGAAUUGACUGCGUUAUCGGAGUGCCAAUAGAUGCAGGCCGAUAUAAAUCCUUGUUUUUUUGCUGAUAUCGGCACGAUAUCCGAUACUGAUAUGGAAUUGGGACACUCCUACUCUUAACUUCACAUGUCUACAUUUUAACCUUCUAUUUAACAAACAAGUGUUAAAAGAAAAGCUGUUAAACGUAAGAACACAAAUGGGCAUGGUUAAAGGUGGUAUUAAAGUAUUGUGAGUAGUACCUUACUACUUUGAAUGUGAGUUUGUUUACGUCAUAUAAAUUUGGUGUAUAUUAUACUUCUGAUGCAAAAAUCAAAAGAAAAAGCUAAUUAAUCUUGUGAUGCUUGCUGAGCUAAGGUCUUGCAUGAAGUGUUGUGCGACUAUUUGUAAAAUUAAUUUCCCUCAAAUUUGGGUAGAAUUGGAUGGAAAUUUUGAUCUGAAUUGUUCAAAUUUUGGCGUAUUCGAUUUUAUAGGUGCCACUUAAUCUGCAGAUUUGUAUAUAUAGUCACAACAGUCUUUAAACCUCAGUCUUUCUUUGGCAACACUCAGCAUUCACAUGUAGAUUUUAGGGGAUUGUAAUUUGUAACAACAUAGGCAUGCAUGGGGCACACUGGUGACAGGCUGCAAUAACACACUUGUUUUCUCUUGUCAAGACAACGUCAUCGGCCUUGAAGGGAGCCAUUCAGCUGGGCAUUGGCUAUACAGUUGGAAACCUCACCUCCAAACCUGACAGAGAUGUGCUUAUGCAAGACUUUUAUGUGGUGGAGAGUGUCUUUCUGCCCAGUGAGGGAAGCAACUUGACCCCUGCACAUCAUUAUCCUGACUUCCGCUUCAAGACCUAUGCCCCCCUGGCAUUCCGCUACUUCAGGGAUCUGUUUGGCAUCAAACCUGACGACUAUCUGUACUCACUUGUCAAUGAGCCUUUGAUUGAGCUGACUAACCCUGGAGCCAGUGGAUCUCUCUUUUACUUGACCUCUGAUGACGAGUUCAUCAUUAAAACAGUCCAGCACAAGGAGGCUAAAUUCCUCCAGAGAUUACUUCCUGGAUACUAUAUGAACCUGAACCAGAACCCACGUACUUUACUCCCUAAAUUUUAUGGACUGUACUGUAUCCAGUCAGGAGGCAUCAACAUCCGGCUGGUGGUGAUGAACAACGUGCUGCCUCGCUCAGUUAAAAUGCACCACAAAUACGACCUGAAAGGGUCCACAUACAAGAGACGAGCGUCCAGGAAGGAGAGAGAGAAGGCAUGUCCCACCUUCAAAGAUCUGGACUUCCAGGACAUGCAUGAAGAAGGGCUUUACUUUGACACAGAGACGUACAACAACCUGAUGAAGACUCUGCAGAGAGACUGCCGGGUGUUGGAGAGUUUUAAGAUCAUGGACUACAGCCUGCUGCUGGGUGUCCACGUCCUGGACCAGAACCAGAAAGAGGGUCCCGAGCAGGGCCAGGCCGUGGGGGACAGAGCCAGACCUGUGGCCCAGAGGGUCCUAUACUCCACCGCCUUGGAGUCCAUCCAGGGGGACGGCAAGGCUGCUGAAGCCCUCACCACAGAUGACACCAUGGGUGGCAUCCCUGCCAAAACACACAAAGAAGAUAAGCUGCUCAUCUUUCUUGGCAUCAUCGAUAUUCUACAGUCGUACAGAUUCAUCAAAAAGCUGGAACAUUCAUGGAAAGCCCUGGUGUAUGAUGGUGACUCUGUGUCGGUGCACCGACCCGGCUUCUACGCCAGCCGUUUUCUCAAGUUCAUGAGCACUCGGGUCUUCCGGAAGACUCAGCAGAUUAGAUUCUCCCCUUCAAAGAGGACUCGCACAUCCAUCCCCGCUCUGAAGUCGUCCUCUCAGGAGAUCCUUUCAUCGCAGGUGGAUGAGAGGGACGAGGAGAAAGACAGGGGGGGCCAUCUGGAGGGUGCCCGCAGUCUGGCUAGUUUGGAUGGACACGCUGUGUUUGCUUCAUACAUGAAUCCUUACUUGGUUCCUGCCAACACAUCCUUCUUGGAGGGCUCCUCCAUGGGAACCCUCUCCUCCUCCUGCGUCUUGGUCGGUGUGGACAACCAAAGUGAUGAGAGAGACGACGUCGCAUCGAGUUCCACGUUUACCUUGGAGGACAGCGCCAUCUGCCUCACAUCGGAGCAUAGCACCAUGGAUGUGGACCGCGAUGAUGGAUCGGUUCUUGACGUCUACUUGUGAAAGGAGCAUCUCCUACACAAGCUUCAUCUUCACCUGACAAUCUCCACGUCAUGGUCUGACCGACCGAGGCAGCGCAUUUUGUACAGCUGCUCCGUUCUUCUUGUUGCCAACACGUGACAGGACAGUCCACCAGCGGAUGGACUAAUGGUCACAUUAAUGGACAUCAUGUGACAUCAUACCAUGUGAUCUACCCACAUGGCAAUGCAGUGCCAUGUGUAUGUUCUUAUCACAAAGAUCUAUACAAUCUAUUUAUCUGCUAUAUAUUUUAUUGUGCUGAACAUAAAGGCUGUGAUGAGAAAUGUUUACAGUGGAGUCACAGCGACAACAUGGGGCUGCAUAGUGAACAUACACACACACGCAUGCGACGGGAUGAUUGACGGCCUUUGUGACAAGGUCGGGGCCGACCCGUUUCCAGACAGGAGCCAGGUGCUGCUGCACAGCCAAGCGAGGAAAGACUUACAUGAUCUUCCAUAAAGGAACCUCCUCCUCUUGAUUAUAAACAGCACUUUUGGACUCUAGUAGGAGGGUGGAGUACUGACAUAAGCACAAACUUGGAUGAGUGAACAUGCACUUUUUUCCCCCGUCUGGGCUUCUCUUGAUAGCGCACACAAAUGCACCAAGUGACAUUGUAGAUCUUCUUUGGAUAAGUUUUGUUUGUAUCAUAGCGGAAAAGCAGUUUAUUCUUUUAUACUGCAUCCUCUUUACCAAAUCUUGACAUCAUGAAGCUGUCGUAUACCUCUUCUUCGCAAAUAUUUCCAGCUAUAAAUGUCCAAUACCAGGAUCCUGUCUUCAAUGCCGUAAUUUAUUAUGUAAAACAAUAUUUUACCAUUUGCUGAGAAAAGAAAUCACAGAAUGUAAAGACAAUGCAUAUUUAUAUAGGAGAUCCCUCUGAAUAAAGUGACAACAUUGAGUCUUGCCUUUUCUUUG
Dunckerocampus dactyliophorus (ringed pipefish) is the source of this 4492-nucleotide messenger RNA. RefSeq names its product phosphatidylinositol-4-phosphate 5-kinase, type I, beta b (gene pip5k1bb). Gene Ontology annotation, molecular function: phosphatidylinositol kinase activity. Lineage: Eukaryota; Metazoa; Chordata; Actinopteri; Syngnathiformes; Syngnathidae. The transcript is spliced from 16 exons. Bases 2123 to 3565 code for a protein of 480 amino acids. Gene Ontology annotation, biological process: phosphatidylinositol metabolic process. The record is from RefSeq and is a predicted model, not a curated record.